Molecule: messenger RNA, 3620 nt
Organism: Apis cerana (Asiatic honeybee)
Lineage: Eukaryota; Metazoa; Arthropoda; Insecta; Hymenoptera; Apidae
Cellular component (GO): stereocilium tip; cilium; stereocilia ankle link complex
Molecular function (GO): protein binding
Source: RefSeq, a predicted model, not a curated record
AUUCUGACUUCAGUUCAGCCGACGGUUUCAACCUGCCAGGUCGCGCAGGUGUUGGCAAAACGGUUGUUGCCAUCCACGGACCGAUUUCAUCCGCGGAUAUUCCCUCCGGGGAAACGAGUUCGCGGAAUAAGUUAGUCGGAGGAUUCGUGGAUAGACUCGACGAGGACCGGCUCAACGUCUCUUUCUCUCUCUCUCUCUCUCUCUCUCUCCCCCUGUAUUUUUCGCAAAGGGGGAAACGGUUUGCACCGGUGCCACGGCGGGAAAACGGGCGUGUGUUAAAAAGCCGUGUUGCCGCAGAAGGGCUGCGAUUUAUGGAACCACCCCAUGGAUAGUAACAUGUCGACUGCCGCCUUCAUGCACCGGUCGGGUGGUGCAUCCGGCACGGCGAGUGCCGGCAUGGUUCCAUCGACCGGUGGAGGUCCUGGGAAUCCAACGGGAGGCGGCAGGAUGGCCGUGAUCGGUGUGACCAGGAAUGUCAGACUGAGGCGGCGUGGAGCGUCCGGGUUCGGCUUCUCCCUGCGCGGUGGCAGGGAGUACGCGGCCGGAUUUUACGUGAGCGACGUGCAACCAGGUAGCGAGGCUCACAGAAAUGGAUUAAGGGUCGGCGAUCAGAUCAUAAGGGUGAACGGGUAUCCGGUCGAGGACGCUGUCCAUCAGGAAGUUGCGCUUCUGGCAAAAAAUCAGCAAGUGCUCGUUCUCAAGAUUCGAAGCGUGGGAAUGAUACCGGUGAAAGACAACCCGAACGAUCCGGUCACUUGGCACAUGGUGCAGCAGCAACAGCAGCAGCUACAGUACAACGAAACUGGUUUGGGUACCGUGCCGAGCACCGAAGUCAGGAUUCGAAUUCUCGUCGGCGAGAAGGGUCGCCUCGGGUGUGGCGUUUGCAGAGGCAUCGUGCCAGGCCUUACCGUUCAGGGUACGAGAGACGACGGGCCAGCGAGGGCAGCUGGUUUAAAAGCCGGCGACAUUAUAAUUUGGUGCAACGGUCAACGGCUCACCGAUCUUCCAUUCGAGAGAGCCAUCGAGGUGAUGAGAAGCUCCGCGGUUCUCGACCUGAUAGUGCAACGACCCACACCGAAUCACCUUUACGACUGCCCCGAACCACUCUGGACCCGCGGCUCGAGCGGUUACGACUCUGAAACGUCGAGCGUGGCUGCAGCCAGCCCGCAGCCGCAAAAUCCUUCCUACUCGCCCCAGCAUCACCACGAUCCAAGGAUGCACCAUCGAUAUCCUCGGGACGAUGCUUACAAUCGAAAUGGAAGGAUCUGUUGCCCGCUUGCCCUGUCCACCAGCAGUUGCAGUUCCGCGGAAUGGCCCCACAUGGAUCAGGCCCAAGAGUGGACACGUAAACCAAAUAACACGACGGUGAUCCGUAUAAAUCAGAGCCAGAACCAAAACCAUAGGUACCCGCCCGGUCGUUUGAAUUCGCGUGGAAAUUACGAAGACGACAUCGACAACGAGCCGCUCUACGACCCGGUGGCGCCGAGGAUCGAUUACGAGGUCCACGAUUUCGACGCCAAUCCGAGGGACGAAGCGAAUCGCCGCUUGGCUUAUCGAAGGGACAACGUUCGACAACAGGACGUCAUUUAUGAUGGACCGGCCGAUGACAUUCCUCCCUAUCAUGGAUCCAAAGAAAACGGCGCACAGGAAGGAGAUAGGAAAACGAUAACGACCGUGGAGAUCCACCAAACCGUCUGCCCACCGGCGCCACCGCCUCCUCUUCCUUACAAGUGGUCCGCAGAUACGAAGCCAAUGAACGCGAAGGGUAUGCAAAUGGGCAGCACGAUGUCGAUGGGCAGCACAGGCUCGACCGAGACCGAGUCCAGCCUCGAGUCUUCCUGCAGCAAGGACUCCGCCUCGACCUCCUCGUCCUUAUCGACGUCCUCCUGCGAGCCACCGUCGACCGUUUCGUACGGCUCGAUCACCGCCACCUCGGCCGGGACCAAUAAAACGAACGACACCACGGCCACGGCACACGCAACGUCCCGUAAUUGCGCCACAAGGACAUCUCCGAUCGCCUGCACCGAUCUCGGCACCGCCAUCACCCAGGAAUUGCAGAGGCGGGCGCAGCAGAGGAAUAUGAACAACGCCGCAAAAACGGAAGCAGCGAGGGAGAAGGCCGCGGAACCGCGGAAGCCGCAAAAUCCGGAAGCUCUGAGGGCGCAGGAACAGAAGGUUACUCACGAUAAGCUGAUGGAGGAGUUCAAACGUGCCCACCGAAAGAUGUUCAACAGCGCGCAGCAAAAAGUCCAUUUCUCAGAUCAGGUGGCGGAUCAGCAGGAGCAAGAAAAAAGGGUAUUGAACAACGCGACGUCGACGCCACCAACGAUACCAACACCGCCGACCAUACCUCCUGCGCCUCCUGCACCUCCGGCGCCCCCCGCGCCGCCCACGCCGCCGUCUGCGCCACCGGCUCCGCCGCCUCUUCCGCUUCCCUCCAAGCCCAAGUGCAGCGAGGAUUCCGUCGAGAUGCAGAGCAUAGAGUCGUUCAAAUUGAAAGAGACGCCGAACCCGGUGAUUCCAAAGCCUCCGCCGACCUACUUCCCUAUACAAAAUUCCGCGGCCGUGUCUAACGGAAGCCCGCGACACGGGGCCGGAAACAAGGCGCAAGUGAAUGGGAAAGAGUCGUCGAGUCCGGUAUCGGAGACGGCGAAAACACCUGCCCCUCCUCCGGUGGCCACGAACGCGCAAAAUGUGAAACCGUCGAGCGGAAAGGUGGCCAUUAGGAUAGGCGCGUACGAGGGGGAAGCGAAACAGCCGUCUAAACUCGACUUCCUGUCGCAGCAGCCUCGCGCAGACAGAAACGGCACGGACGAAUUGGCGAACGGACCAGUGGUCUCGAGAUUGCAGAACGAAUUGGCUGCCACGUUGCAAAGAUCGAACCUAAGAAGAAAGACUGACGGGGAAGUACAGCCAACCAUUAAACCGAUCCCCGAAAACACAGCGGUGUCAAACAACGAGGCAACCAACUCGGAGCCGGGAAAGUUGGGUCAGAGCAACGUCGAGAAGCUCGCGUCCGCUCUGAACAACAAAGUCACCAUCAAAGUGAACCCGGAGCAUAAUAAUCGAUAAAAGAAACAAAAAAAAAAAAAAAAAAAAAAGUUAGCUUUCGUUUAUAAAAUAAAAAGGAAAAAAAGAAAAAAAAAGGAAAAAAAAAAAAAUAAGUCGAAACAAGUCGUUUUUUAGGAGUCCACCAUGUACCUCUGCCACUUUGUACAUUUUUGCACGCUCUUUCAACUUACAUCGACUUUUUUAUUCUAGAUUGAAAAAGCGCUCCCCCUAUUGGCGAGCUUCUUUUUUACUUGUCUUUUAUCUGUAUGUCUUUUUUUAUAUGUUAUUUAUUAUCGUACCGUAGCGAGUAAGGAGUAAAAAAAGAAAAAAAAAAGAAAAAAAAGAAAAAAAAAGGAAAGAAAAAAGAAAAAAGGAAAAAAAAAUAUAAAAAAAAAUAAAGCUAAAGUACUCUUAAUUAACCGAAACGACAGGCACUGCGACACCUUUUACCACGUAGGCCCGAGUCUAUUAAAAGAAACUUAGUCCCCUCCGUCGCCGACUAAUGUACAGGUCGCGAGACUCGAUGGAGGCAUUGAACUGAAAAAUAAAAACGAUGAUAACCAAUGGAA